UUAAAUAACCCCGAGUGACUUUCAGUUAAACGCUUUCAAACGAUCGGCAAAAUGUGGUGUACUUUCGUCUUUGUGUUGAUCAUCGUUGUAGUGUGUAACUGUGAGGAGGUUUCUGUUAGCUCUACCAUCACCCCUGACACCGAACACCAAAAACUAAGAAACAUUCUUAACACCUUGAACGAGAAAGUGGAACUACAAUCGACAAUCAGAGAAAUUAACCAUCGUUUAGAAAAUCUGGACAAGCAUUACGCGGAAAGCAAACUCAGUCCUGGAACUACUUGUAACGAAGUCAGUCGUAAAUUGGAAAGGAUCGAAGAGAAGCUAACACUUAACACAACCGAUUCUACGAGAGAAUUUGACGAAAGAUUGAAAAAACUCGAACUACAAAUUGCCGAUCUACAAAACCAUCCUAAGGUAGUACCUGAAACCACCACUAUCCCGGAAAAUUGUCUAGAAGUAAAGAAUCGUGGAAAUAAUGUGUCUGGUAUUUUUCUAAUUAAACCCCAAUUCGCGUACUCCCCUUUUCUAGUGGUUUGCGAUAUGACAACGAGGGGUGGUGGGUGGACAGUCAUUCUAAACAGAUUCGACGGAAGUGUGGAUUUUUAUUUAGACUGGCAAAGCUAUAAACUUGGUUUUGGCAAUCUCGCUGGAGAAUUCUGGUUAGGUUUGGAAAAGAUUCAUAAAUUGUCUGGUUAUCAAGUCAACGAGCUACUAGUCGAAUUAGUGGAGUCCGACAACAAAGAAGCCUAUGCUAGUUACCAACAGUUUAGUGUUGCUAGUGAAGUGGAAGGUUAUGCUUUGCAGACGGUGGGAGGGUUUAGCGGGACUGCGGAAGAUUCGCUAACUUAUCAUGCUGGUUUAAAAUUUACCACGAAGGACAAAGACCAGGAUCCUCAUCCAGGACUAAAUUGUGCACAGUCUGACAAUGGAGGUUGGUGGUAUGGGGAAUGCCACAGGAGUCAUCUCACUGGUGUUUAUAGAGAACAAACACACAAAUAUAGAGGAAUGCGCUGGGGGGAAAGAUAUUAUUUGAAAAAGGCCAAAAUGCUGAUUAAGCCACAACUGGAUUCCUCGUUGGUAUUAUGAACACUCGGAGUCUCUCAAAAAAUAUCUUAAUUACUAAAGAUUUUGAUUGUAGAUAAAUGCAUGAAAGUUGUAUAUAAAUGUGCGUCUGAGAAAA
Zophobas morio is the source of this 1180-nucleotide messenger RNA. Its product is annotated as microfibril-associated glycoprotein 4-like. The transcript is spliced from 4 exons. Lineage: Eukaryota; Metazoa; Arthropoda; Insecta; Coleoptera; Tenebrionidae. The record is from RefSeq and is a predicted model, not a curated record. Bases 52 to 1086 code for a protein of 344 amino acids.